Messenger RNA from Stegostoma tigrinum, 4681 nucleotides. Its product is annotated as putative helicase MOV-10. The transcript is spliced from 22 exons. Bases 265 to 3285 code for a protein of 1006 amino acids. The record is from RefSeq and is a predicted model, not a curated record. Gene Ontology annotation, molecular function: RNA binding; 5'-3' RNA helicase activity. NCBI's taxonomy places the organism in Eukaryota, Metazoa, Chordata, Chondrichthyes, Orectolobiformes, Stegostomatidae.
AGGCCAAAAUGAUUCAUUCGUAUCCCAAGUGUAACUAUGAUUCGAGAGUAAGUUUCGCUUUCGUUUCCAGUUUGAAUUUUAAUUCGGUUUACAGAAACUCGGAAAACAAACGAGUUGAUUCAAUUGUUGUCGACCCUUCUGUAAAGCUGCAAUACUUGUUCAAACUUUGAACCCCGCCCCCUUGUUUCAUUUACUCCGUUUCACUGCGAGGCCGGUGUUGUUCAUUUCAGUUGGUAAUUUAAAAAAAAAACAAAAAGCAUCGAAAUGCCCAAGAAAUUUCGCCUCAGAGAGUUGCGUGAGGUGGGGCUGAAGUUUAUGGAAUUUCUAAAGGACACGAAGCGAGAAGAAGUGACCGACUUGAAGGCCAUUAAAAAUAUUUACAAUUCCGAAUUCCGUGGCAGGAAUGGUGUCAUAAGUGUCAAUUUUUCAAAUGUACUUUAUGCACUUGGUCGAACAGGAAAAGCCAGAGCGGCUGGUGACAAGGUCUACUUUAACUCUCAGUGGAAAAAGGUGGAGUAUGCUGACCAGUAUCGUAGUCGGUGGCCUGAUCCCGCAAGCAAUCUGGGAACACCAUUGCCUCCAGCCCCUGUCCAGGAACCAGGGAAGAGGGGCCGUGCCAAAGCCAUCAUUCAUCAGCUGAAACAGAACAGGAAACAGAUGAUCCAGAAUAAAGGUGGUGUGAGUGUGUAUUCAGACUUUGAUGUUGGUGAAGGUAAAAUCAGGGUUUCCCUCAACCCCAACGACCAGAAACAAGUCCCCAUUAACGUCAAAAAUGAAGGGAAUGAGACAGUGACUUUCGUACGGUGCGAGAUGCUUCGCAAGCUCCGAGUGUUCACCCUGAGGGAUGAGGCAAACGUGACCAGUUCCCAACCAUUCUCCUUGGCAGCAGGAGCAACUCACCAGAUUGAAGUCAUCUGCCCAAUGGCUGACUCUGGUUAUUUCCCGGUUACCCUCGUCUUUCAGUUCAAAGAUGCGAACUCAGAGCCCUUCAACAUUAUUCGAUUCUUCUCAGCUCGGGUAACGAGCAGCUUGACUGAAGAGUUGAAACCAACUGCCCCCUACAAACCUUACCAUGGUUCCAUUCGACGUUGGACAGACGCGAUUAUUGAAGAGGGGUCACAGCCAUGCAGCUGUUCCAACUACUUUCUGGAAAAAGAAAUAUCCCUGCCGCCUUAUGAUUAUCCUAAAGUAUUGUUAACAGCUCUCAAGAAAGGACUGAAACAGGACAGCAGUCUUUGUGAUGUGAGCAGAGAGAUACAAAGGAUUAAUUCAUUACUCGCCUCACCAUUGGUAUUUGACAAUUAUGGUGAGCGAUUCUGUUUGCUGCUACACAUGGAGGAAAUUCAAAUGGAAGCUGAUAUCACCAGGUACAGCAUGGAGGGGGUUACCAUGGACAGAGAUCGACACAACAGGAAUCUUCUCGUACUUAAGGUUCCUGGUGUUGCUGAGAACAGGCCAUCUGUGCUCCGAGGAGACCACCUCUUUGCGUCCAUGUGUGAUGAUGUGAAUCCUCCAAUCACGCGUUAUAAAGGCUAUGUCCAUGCAGUGGAGUUGGAACAAGUGAAGCUGGGCUUUCACCAAAAGCUUUUGAAUGAUUUUAUAAACAACAUGAAGUUUAACAUCUUCUUCACAUUUAACCGGUUGCCAUUGCGACUACAACACCGAGCUGCACAACUAGCCAAGUACACCAACCUGAAGGAUGUGCUCUUUCCCACUUAUUCUGAUGGACAAUACAUUCACCCUUUGGAAAAAAGUUUGGCAUUUUACGACCGGUCCCUCGAGGAAAAUCCAGAACAGGCUGCUGCUGUCCGUUGCAUUGUGUCCGGGAUCUCCAGGCCCGCUCCAUAUCUUGUGUUUGGUCCUCCAGGAACUGGGAAAACGGUUACUAUCGUAGAAACUAUCAAACAGGUGCUGCGCUGCAUCCCAACAGCACACAUCCUUGCGUGUGCACCAACCAACAGUGCCACUGAUCUCCUGUGUCAAAAAAUCCAGAAACAUGUGGAGAAAAGGUACAUUUACCGCCUGAAUGCCGUAAGUCGGAGCUGGGACACCAUCCCCCGAGACGUACAGGAAUGCUCCAACUGGGCUGAAUCCAAGCAGAUGUUCGAGUUCCCGCCGAAAGAGCAACUCCUGCAAUACCGUGUCAUUGCAACCACACUGAUUACAGCUGGAAGGUUGGCCUCUGCAAAGUUCCCCAAAGGUCAUUUUUCGCAUGUGUUCAUCGAUGAGGCUGGGAAUGCUGUUGAGCCUGAGUGUGUCAUUGCUAUUGCAGGAUUGCUGGAUGUGAUGGAUUUAGAAAAGAACAAGGAUGGUGGACAGCUGGUUCUGACUGGAGAUCCAAAGCAACUGGGACCAGUGCUGAGAUCCCCCAUUGCCAUCAAACAUGGUCUGGAUUUGUCUUUCCUGGAAAGGUUAAUGAGUGAGAACACCCUUUACAAGAAGAACCCAAGCACUGGCCGCUACAAUGAACAUUUUGUAACAAAACUUCUGCAUAAUUACAGGUCACAUCCCAGCAUUCUGAGGAUCCCCAAUGAGUUGUUCUACGAUAAUGAGCUGAAACCACAAGCUGAUACGUUAAUCAGCCAUUCUUACUGUCAAUGGCAACACCUGCUAAAGAAGGGCUUUCCAAUAAUCUUUCAUGGACUUCUAGGAGAAGAUCAGAGAGAGGAAAAGAGCCCAUCCUUCUUCAAUCUUGAUGAGAUCGAUCAAGUCUUGAAGUACCUGAAGAAGCUGCUGACCAACCAGGGAAAGAAGGGUGUUGCCAAGACUUCACCCAAAGAAAUUGGGGUUAUUGCUCCUUACAGGAAACAGGUUGAGAAAAUCCGCGAAGCGAUUAACCGAGUGGACAAGGAGCUGAAGGUCAUGGAUAACAUCAGAGAGUUGAAGGUGGGGUCGGUCGAGGAGUUUCAGGGACAGGAACGAAAAGUGAUUAUCAUCUCCACAGUCCGCAGCUGUUCUGAUUAUUUACAGAUGGACGAGGACUUCAACCUAGGCUUCCUUAAAAAUCCAAAGCGUUUUAAUGUUGCACUGACCAGAGCCAAGGCCCUGUUGAUAGUGGUGGGAAACCCCAUUAUCCUCAGCAAAGACCCAAACUGGAACAGAUUCCUGAACUACUGUGUCAAUAAUGAGUGUUACACUGGCUACAAUUAUGCAAGUGAUGAUCUUGAAAGUGACCUUGUUGAAGGCCUUGAAAAGCUUGGCCUGGACCCUGACCCAGCAGCAGAUCCUGAUACUCUCAGCAUGAUUCAACAGCAGCUGGAGCCUGAAUGGAGAAGUGAAGUUUGAUGAAACUGAAGCUUAAACAUGAAGACAGCAACAACAUUGCAAACUCUGAAUGUCUAAAAUUUGACUGGGAGAGCUGCUUUAGUCAAAUGUUUAUAUUAAUAUAUAUUUGUAAAAUUUGAGAAGAAAAUUGAGUUCUCUUAAAAUGAAGUACUUUCUAUAAAUUGUUUAGUUUCAAAAUUGUGAAUUUUUAACUGUUUUCUACAAAUGGGACCUAUGAUGUGUUAUGGUAAUGCUGCAUUUCUGAAUUCUGCUUUUUCCAUUGUGUUGAGGUUCUGCUCUGCAGGUACUGGUGUGGAAAGUCCAUCUUCAAACUGCCCAUGUAUCAAGAUGAAGUCUCACAUAGUUUGGGCACUUGUAGCUGAUCCCUAGUUCCACCUCUGACCUGUGUUGCACUGGCCUAUUCUUAGCAGCAGGGUUUACUGUAACAGACCUCAGCAAUUUUGGGGUCAUCUGCAGUUCCUUACCAACUUGCCUCUUUCCACCUUGGCAAGUUAUAGACUGCAGAAGGUAGACAGAACGUGUCCCUCCUCUCCUUGCCAACCAUGUCCAAAUAGCGACUCUGCUGAGUUGCUACUGGUUGGACCAUGGGCAGUGUAUUAUUUGUUUUGAACCCACGCUGCAUCCUGAGCCUUGCUGGCAACCUAGCAUUUGUGGAUGAUCUAAUACAGUCAAUCAUAAACUGUGAUGUUUACCCACACCUACUGUCUGUUUAAUUGCUGCUUGUUGCUCAGCUCAAACUUUAGAAAUGAGUGACAUACCUUAUGCUCCUUUAACAAAGAAGCUGCCUUUACCAGAUUCAUUAUCACUGAUCUUCAUAGUUAGCAACAAUUUUUCACUUACAGAUUGAGGCUGUGCAUAUUAUCGAAGACAUCUGUAAUCUGUAUGUAUUUGUCAGAAUGUGCAGGUUCCUGUAAUGCGCUUCCAAAUGACUGACUGCUUUGUCUGCUUCCUACUUCAGAUUUGUGGGAGGAGAUUUGAUUUUGCUAAAAUUUGAAGAUAUUGGGUGGACACCCAUUUAUACAUCUGUGAAACAGAAAAGGCAGAGAGACACACAAACGGAUGGCUGAUCGGAAACCAUGCAAAGUCAGGAUGACCGUGUUUGUGUGCCUGGUUUAUUUCAUCAGCAGCUGCUUGCUCCUGUACAGCCAAGUUCACAAACAAGGGGGGAGAAUGUAGUAAGAGGCUUAAUCCCAGGUGGUGAAUAUGUUCCUUGUUUGGUCUCUCACACCCAGCCCCUCGUUCCUUCAUUAUAUCAUUGCUGUGACUGAUCUGGUGGCAGUCUUCUUCACUGAGGUUUUCUAGAUGAAUAAUUAGCUUGUUUUGUCUGUGGCUUACCAUUUGAAAAAAAUGCAAUAUCUGGAGAUCUCAAUAAAUUUUAUAAAUAUAUAAAUAUUUA